CAGAUCUGUGGAGGCUUACGAAGACGACCUUAAUCAGCGGCAUGGCAUACGCGUAGUCGCCGAUGAUCACAGAGUCACACAGCCGGUUUAUCUCACAGCCACAAUUAAAUCACGUCACUCACUCCCAGUGCUGCUUUAAAGGCUCAUAUUCCAGUCUAUCCAAGCCACAACCUCCCCUGCACAUCGAAAUCGACUCAAAACAUGACCACUCCGUAUCCUGGCCAAAAAACCGCUGUCAAUGUUGUCUUGGGCGCCAUGACUUUCGGGGCACCGGGGACCUUGGCAGCGCGUGUCUCUGAUCUCAAAGAUAUUGAGGCCAUCAUCGAUGAAUUUCUCAGCCACGGCCAUCGUGAGAUAGACGCAGCUCGCAUGUACGGGGAUGGCACGAACGAGCAGUACCUCGGGAAAAUCGAUUGGAAGAGCAAGGGGAUUUUGAUGGAGACAAAAUUGUACCCGGUUUCGCCGGAAACAAGCCACAUUGGCGAUCACUCACCGGCCAGCAUUCGGAAGUUCUGUCAGAUGUCUCUCGAUGCUCUCAAGACCGACACGAUCGAAAUGUGGUAUCUGCACGGUCCGGACCGCAAGACCCCCUUCGAAGACACACUGCGCGCCGUAAACGAGCUCUACAAGGAGGGCAAAUUCAAGCGUUUCGGGAUCAGCAACUACAUGUCAUGGGAGGUGGCCGAGCUUUGCGGGAUCUGUGAGCGCAACGGCUGGAUCAAGCCGACUGUGUAUCAGGGCCUCUACAACGCGAUCCAUCGGGCCGUUGAACCCGAGCUCUUCCCAUGCUUGCGUAAAUUUGGGAUUGCAUUUUACGGGUUCAACCCAGUGGGCGGGGGGUUCUUUACGGGCCGGUACUCCAACAUCACUGACGAGGCGGAUGGCACCUCCCGCUUUCAUAGUGAAGGCCGUGUCAGCACUCUCUACCGCAAGCGAUACUGGCAGCAAGCAUAUUUCGACGGGUUGAACAAAAUCUCUGCAGCAGCGGACAAACACGGCCUUACGAUGAUUGAAGUCGCUUUGCGCUGGACCAUGCAUCAUUCUUUGAUGAAACGCGAAUUCGGAGAUGCGGUCCUCAUCGGUGCAUCGAGCAUCGCUCACAUCAAACAGAAUCUGGGCGAUUUCGAGAAGGGACCGCUGCCCGAAGAUGUUGUCGAGGCUUUGGACGAGGCUUGGGCAGGGGUCAAAGGUAUCGCAACCCCCUACUACCACUAGUUUGUCUUCCUUUCGGCUGCCUGGAAUUCAAUCCUGUGAAUCGCCCCAUUCAACGUUUUCCAAUGCAUCAGUGCCGCGACAGCCAAUCACGGCUCCAUUGCUCCUCUGCUGCUCACGAGCCAAGUUGUGCAUCAUGACUGUCCGAUGAAGCUACUUAUCGAGGCAUGCGCUCACUAGUGUAGGUGUGCUGGCCGCACUGCCGCAAUAACUGCCACGAGACCUUGUCCUCCGAAUCUGCUUGUCAGCC
Mycena citricolor is the source of this 1462-nucleotide messenger RNA. The record is from the annotation of a GenBank genome assembly. NCBI's taxonomy places the organism in Eukaryota, Fungi, Basidiomycota, Agaricomycetes, Agaricales, Mycenaceae.